AUGGCUGGUUCUGCCUUAAAGCGCCUGAUGGCGGAAUAUAAACAAUUAACACUGAAUCCUCCAGAAGGAAUUGUAGCAGGUCCUCUAGAUGAAGAGAAUUUCUUUGAAUGGGAAGCACUAAUAUGUGGGCCUGAAGGCACUCCAUUUGAAGGUGGCGUCUUCCGUACGCAAUUAAUUUUCCCCUCAGAUUACCCUCUAAGUCCUCCUAAAAUGCGUUUUCUGUGCGAAAUUUUUCAUCCAAAUAUUUAUCCAGACGGCCGUGUUUGCAUAUCAAUUCUACAUGCUCCUGGAGAUGACCCAUUGGGCUAUGAAAGUAGUGCGGAAAGGUGGAGUCCUGUCCAAUCCGUAGAGAAAAUUUUAUUAUCUGUUGUUAGUAUGUUGGCUGAGCCAAACGAUGAAAGUGGAGCUAAUGUGGAUGCUUCAAAAAUGUGGCGCGAAGAUCGUGAAGAAUUCAAUCGAGUUGCGAAGGAUUGUGUACGAAAAUCACUAGGACUGUGA
This is a messenger RNA of Trichoplax adhaerens, 498 nucleotides long. RefSeq lists its product as uncharacterized. The transcript has 7 exons. Bases 1 to 498 code for a protein of 165 amino acids. Gene Ontology annotation, cellular component: endoplasmic reticulum; cytosol. Lineage: Eukaryota; Metazoa; Placozoa; Uniplacotomia; Trichoplacea; Trichoplacidae. The record is from RefSeq and is a predicted model, not a curated record.